Geosmithia morbida is the source of this 1437-nucleotide messenger RNA. Its product is annotated as Acyl-CoA synthetase (AMP-forming)/AMP-acid ligase II. The transcript has a single exon. Gene Ontology annotation, molecular function: CoA-ligase activity. Lineage: Eukaryota; Fungi; Ascomycota; Sordariomycetes; Hypocreales; Bionectriaceae. The coding region runs from base 1 to 1437 and encodes 478 amino acids. The record is from RefSeq and is a predicted model, not a curated record.
AUGUAUCCUGCAGCCAUGCUUUCGGCGUCUAGAUCUGGCAUCAUCGCCUGCGGCGUCUCGCCAGACUACACUGUCGACGAGCUCGCUCACGCACUUACAGUCAGCAAGGCCAGCUGCCUCAUUGCCACGGAGAACAACUGGCAGCGAGCGUGUGGUGCAGCCGAUAAGGUUGGACUGGCACGAGACCGAAUUCUCUGCUUCGACGAGGUAGACGGGGAUCCGUCAAGGAGGAGCAUCCGGAGCCUCAUCCGGGCCACAAAGGAACGAGGUGACGCAUCGUUAAUCGCCCCGUUCCAGCUGCCGCCGGGAAAGACUACCAGCCAAGUGUGUGCCUACCUGGGCUUCAGCAGCGGGACGACUGGGCUGCCCAAGGGCGUCAUGAUCUCUCACGCCAACGUGAUCGCACAGUGUCUGCAGGUUCUUCAACUGACCACGCCAGACCUAGACCAGAUCCUCGCGGCGCUCCCUUUCUACCACAUCACCGGCGUGAUGCACCAGCUACACUUGCCAAUGGUCCUCAACGCCAAUGUGUAUGUGCUUUCUGGCUUCACAAUGGAGCGCAUGCUACGGACAGUAGAGAAGUACAAGAUCAAGGAGCUGUUGCUGGUCCCCCCGAUUCUCAUCCGGCUGGUCAGGGAGCGGGAUCUGGUGAAGAAGUACGACCUGUCACACGUCCGGCGCUUUACGUCCGGCGCUGCGCCCCUUUCCAACGAGAUCUUGGGCCUUUUGGAAAAGCAAUUUCCCGGAACUGGCUUCAAGCAGGCGUACGGAAUGACAGAGUCGUGCUCGUGCGUCACCCUCCACCCACCGUCCAUGUAUAGCUACCGGUACGCCUCCCGGGUUGGCGGCGUCGUUGCGUCGACGGAGGUGCGCAUCGUCGAUCCGGAGACGAACAGGGACUGCUCCGCCGGCCAGCCAGGUGAAAUCUGGGCCCGCGGUCCCCAGAUCACGAUGGGCUACAUCGGCAACCCCCAAGCCACGGCCGAGACCUUUGACGCCGACGGCUUCCUGCACACCGGCGACAUCGGCUACUUUGACUCUGACGGCCUCCUCUCCGUCACCGACCGCAUCAAGGAGAUGAUCAAGGUCAAGGGCAUUGCCGUCGCCCCCGCAGAGAUCGAGAACCUGCUUCUCGGCCACCCGGACGUCGUAGACUGCGCUGUCUGCGGUAUACCCGACGAAAGAGCCGGUGAGAGGCCAAAGGCCUUUGUUGUUCUGCACCCCCGCCAUAAUCAGUCCCAGACGUCCGUCGCCCGCGACCUCAUAGAGUACGUCAAGAGUAACAAGACGAGGCACAAGUGGAUCAGCGAAGUCGAGGUCAUCAACGAGAUUCCAAAGAGCGCGGCUGGAAAAAUUCUCAGAAAGAAAUUUCGCCAGCCAGAUAGGCAGGUUGGUUUAAUUGUUCGCGAGGAAAAGACUUCUUCGUCUCGGCUCUAG